ACGCUGCCCGGAACUCUGCUCGUGUCCAGAGCCGCGACUCCUUGGACCUCCCAGAGCCGCUGAGGCUGUCGCGGAUUCCACAUUCCACCGGGACAAGCUCCUCUCCUGUGCGUGUAUCUCCAUCUUUCGCUAUCUUUCAUUCUCUACGAAGUACUCGCAUCCGGCUAGUCACCCUCUUGUGAAAACCAUCUACACACGCAUACGAAUACAUCGCACACGUGCGUUCACGCACUCGUCCACUCGCAUUGACCAUCCCCCGAGUCUCCUUAAAUAUCCGUCAACAUGUCUGACGACGAGGAACAAUACUCCAGCGAGGAGGAAGUCGAAGAAGUGCAGCCGGAGAAGAAGACCGAGGGUAGGGCGUCCCAAAAGGAAUCUGGCGAGAAUAUCGAGUUUAUGAAGAGGCAAGAACAGAAAAGAAGCGACCUUGACGAACAGCUCAAAGAAUACAUAGCGGAAUGGCGAAAGCAGAGAGCCAAGGAAGAGGACGAGUUGAAGAGAUUAAAGGACAAACAAGCCAAGCGCAAGGUCACUCGCGCAGACGAGGAGAAGAGACUGGCGCAGAAGAAGAAGGAAGAGGAAGAACGUCGCCAACGUGAAAUCGAGGAGAAGAAACAACGUGACAUCGAAGAGAAGAGAAGGCGUUUGGAGGAAUCGGAAAAGAAGCGACAGGCUAUGAUGCAAGCGAUGAAAGACCAGAGCAAAGCCAAGGGUCCAAACUUUACCAUCACCAAGAAAGAUUUGGCGGGUAAUCUUACAUCGGCGCAAGUUGAGCGUAAUAAGACGAAGGAGCAACUUGAGGAGGAGAAGAAAAUCUCUCUUAGCAUUCGCAUUAAACCGUUGGAGAUUGAGAAUUUGUCUAUUGACAAGCUUCGUGUUAAAGCUACCGAAUUGUGGGAGAGUAUAGUCAAGCUUGAAACCGAAAAGUACGAUCUGGAAGAGCGACAAAAGCGUCAGGAUUACGAUCUUAAAGAGCUGAAGGAACGUCAGAAGCAACAACUGAGGCACAAAGCCUUGAAGAAGGGUCUCGAUCCCGAGGCUUUAACUGGCAAAUAUCCCCCGAAGAUUCAGGUCGCCUCAAAAUACGAACGUCGCGUCGAUACCAGGUCCUACGAUGAUAAGAAGAAACUCUUCGAAGGUGGUCUGAACGAGCAGCAAAAGGAAUUCUUAGAGAAACAAUGGGCUCAACAGAAGGAACAGUUCAUGGGUCGUCAGAAGACGAAGUUACCUAAGUGGUUCGGCGAGCGACCGGGCAAAAAGCCUGGUGAUCCCGAGUCACCAGAGGGCGAGGAGGAUGUAAAGGCUGCCGCCGAGGACGAUCUUGAGGAACCGCAGUUUGAGGAGGAAGAGGAAGAAGAGGCCGGUGAGAAGGAAGAGGUUGAAGAGGAAGAGGAGGAGGAAGAGGAAGAAGAGGAGGAGGAGGAGGAGGAGGAAGAGGAGGAAGAAGAGGAAGAGGAAGAAGAGGAAUAAAACUUUUGAUCGUUUCGGCACACGUUAAAAUAUUAAAAAGCAUAUUUUGGAAAUUUUCAAAAUGCUCAUCGCACAGUCUCACGUUAACAUUUCUUCGAACCAUCGAACGUAGUCAGUGGCGACAGUAAAAAUGUAAAAUCCAUCGGCGUCUUCCAUCUAUUUCCGAAAUCUCUCGUCUCUAUCUUUACCUUACGUUACAUCAAGCUUCUUCAUGAUUUAUACGAUACGAAUUUUUAAACGAGACGAAUUUAACAGAAUGUUAUUCUUAUGGUAGAUUUCAUCAUCCUACUACCGUUAAUAUCACUGUCAUUUUUACCACUAUGGCUA
Messenger RNA from Camponotus floridanus (Florida carpenter ant), 1797 nucleotides. It is a transcript of the gene TpnT, whose product is annotated as troponin T. Lineage: Eukaryota; Metazoa; Arthropoda; Insecta; Hymenoptera; Formicidae. The transcript has 15 exons. Gene Ontology annotation, molecular function: tropomyosin binding. The coding region runs from base 283 to 1470 and encodes 395 amino acids. Gene Ontology annotation, cellular component: troponin complex. The record is from RefSeq and is a predicted model, not a curated record. Gene Ontology annotation, biological process: regulation of muscle contraction; muscle contraction; sarcomere organization.